GUGCCAGGGGAAGGAUGUGGGUACUGGGAUGAGUGAAGGUCUUAACUAACACAGCAAUCUGUGAGUGAGGAGAUGUGGAGUCAUCUGUUGGACCAAGAAGUGCAUCUGAGAGGGGGAAAAAACCCAGGUUUUGGCUAAAGAAGCUCUUUUUUGGGUCUGGACGCUGGGGUAAAUGCUGGCUCACUGCAGAGCAGGGGGUAUCUAGUGAUUCCAUCCUACCAGUCCGUAUUCUUGUGAACAUGUACAGUUCCUCUUUGAAGCCACAGCUACUGAAAUCCUUUGAUACACUCCAUGAAAUAGUCCCCGUAUUUCGGCUGCGAUGGGAUACAGGUGCAAGGGAAGCGACAUUUGCUGACGGCCAUCGCGGGCUGCUUUUCCCGUGGCAUUUCCUCCGCAGCUCCGAGAGCCGAAUCGGCGCUUGAAUGCAUUAAACUUUUCCACGGACGCAUCAGAUCCUGCUGGCACAGCUCGGCCGAGGGGAAGGGCUCAGUCCCGAGUCCCGCGGGGAUGUUCACCGAGCGUGAGCACCGGCCAGCUGGGGAGGGCAUCACAGGACUGCCCUCAGCGGGACACCUGGUGUGAGGGGCACCCAAACUGCGGGUGCUGCUCCCCGUCUCGACCCGCAGCGCUGCAGCCCGGCCCGGGCUGUGGGACACGGUGAGCCCCGGGGGAGGGCCGUGCUGUGUCUCCGGUUUACCGGGCGGGCUCCGGUGGAGCGGGUCACUGCCGCGGGCUGCCCGAACAGUGCCGCACCCUGCCCGCACUAAAGAUGGCCGCGCUCCCACUUCGGCUCCCGAGGGGCGAAUCCCAAGAAUCCUCCGCUGCCAGGAACAAACAUGGCUGCCAAGUCACAGCCCCCGCCGCCCUCACUCAAUAUGGCGGCCGUGCCCUCAGGCGCGCUCUCGCCAGCAGCCAACAUGGUGGGCGGAAGGCGCGUGUGGCGGGGCCAACAUGGCGGCGGUCACCAUGAGGCUGCCGGCCGUCCGCCCUCCCCUGGAUUCCAGAGCUCCCCGGGGCGGCGAGAAGCACCUGGUGGCACCGGGGGACACGAUCACCACAGACACGGGAUACAUGAGGGGCCACGGUACUUAUGUGGAGGACGACAAGCUGAUCGCCUCGGUGGCCGGCGUGGUGGAGAGGGUGAACAAGCUGGUGUGUGUCAGGGCGCUGAAGGCCAGGUACAACGGCGAGAUCGGCGACAUCGUGGUCGGCAGGAUCACGGAGGUUCAGCAGAAGCGAUGGAAAGUGGAAACAAAUUCCAGGCUGGAUUCAGUCCUGUUGCUGUCGUCUAUAAAUUUACCUGGUGGGGAGCUGAGAAGGAAAUCAGUAGAAGACGAGCUUGCAAUGAGGGACUACCUGCAGGAAGGAGAUCUCAUCAGUGCAGAGGUCCAGUCUAUAUUUUCUGAUGGGGCUGUGUCACUGCACACCCGGAGCCUGAAGUACGGGAAGCUUGGCCAGGGUGUGCUGGUUCAGGUCUCUCCCUCCCUCGUGAAACGCCAGAAGACUCAUUUCCAUGACCUGCCCUGUGGUGCCUCCGUGAUCCUCGGCAACAACGGCUUCAUCUGGAUCUACCCCACUCCGGAGCAGAAGGAUGACGAGGCCGGAGGCUACACUGCCAACUUGGAGCCGGUUCCCUUGUCUGACCGGGAGGUGAUCUCACGGCUCCGAAACUGCAUCAUGGCUCUGGUUACUCACAAGAUGAUGCUCUUUGACACCAGCAUCCUGUAUUGUUAUGAAGCAUCCCUUCCUCAUCAGAUCAAGGACAUUCUCAAACCAGAGGUGACAGAGGAGAUCGUUCUGGAAGCUCGACAGAGGUUGCUGGAUUCAGAGGGAUAGGGCACAUGGCCAGAAGCAGUCAUUUGAAAUCCCAGCAUGGCAGCUUUGAUUCUCAGUAUUAUAUGGGGUUUUUUUCAGUGUUCUAGUCCCCAACAUUCAUUCCACACUUCAGAAACCACCAAAAUUCCUCACUCCUAGGAUAUCUCCUGUGUCCUUUUAGUACAAAGUAAUACUUAAGUACAAUAGACUUUUAGUGCAAUGGCCUGAAAAAUUGAUGUCUGACCUUUAUAAAGAUACAGAUGCAACUGAGACGUCUCCUAGCACCUGUUGCUGUGUCUAGUGGCCCAGAACUUUGUGCAGAAUGACAGAGAGGAAGGGAUAUGUUUUGUGAUGUUUCUCUGUCCCCAGAAGAUGAUUUGGAUUUAAAUUUGCUUGUGAUACAGAUCUGCCAGUCUGUCCCCUGACUGAGAGCUCUUGUUUUUAGGAAUCUAGAUCCUGUGUUUAGAGAACAGGAGUAUCCACACCUCUGCUAACCACAGUUUGGGUCUGGCUGUUCAUGGCUUGAAUGUCUCAGGGGUAUGAGAUGGGGAUGUGGCUGUCACUGUCCAUGUGAGCCAGGAGCUGUGGACAAGCAGUGUCCUGGUUUGUGUAUAUCCUGCUGGUCUAUUUUUUUUUAUGCCUGAGAGCUGAGGGCCUCUUCUGAGGAGGCACCAGUAUGGUUUUGUAUUGAGUAUUUUACAUUUCAAUAAAUUUUUUGAAACAAA
Messenger RNA from Prinia subflava (tawny-flanked prinia), 2540 nucleotides. RefSeq names its product exosome component 2 (gene EXOSC2). The record is from RefSeq and is a predicted model, not a curated record. Gene Ontology annotation, molecular function: RNA binding. The coding region runs from base 952 to 1836 and encodes 294 amino acids. The transcript is spliced from 9 exons. Gene Ontology annotation, biological process: exonucleolytic trimming to generate mature 3'-end of 5.8S rRNA from tricistronic rRNA transcript (SSU-rRNA, 5.8S rRNA, LSU-rRNA); U4 snRNA 3'-end processing; CUT catabolic process. Gene Ontology annotation, cellular component: cytoplasmic exosome (RNase complex); nuclear exosome (RNase complex). NCBI's taxonomy places the organism in Eukaryota, Metazoa, Chordata, Aves, Passeriformes, Cisticolidae.